Punctularia strigosozonata HHB-11173 SS5 is the source of this 972-nucleotide messenger RNA. RefSeq lists its product as uncharacterized. Bases 1 to 972 code for a protein of 323 amino acids. Gene Ontology annotation, cellular component: mitochondrion. The transcript has 5 exons. NCBI's taxonomy places the organism in Eukaryota, Fungi, Basidiomycota, Agaricomycetes, Corticiales, Punctulariaceae. The record is from RefSeq and is a predicted model, not a curated record.
AUGAGUGUCUCCGAUCCUCAGUCCCGACCCUCGAUAUCUUUUGCACACCCUCGCGACCCUGGCUCGAGGACUAACGGCUCCGAACGACAAGAAAACACGCAAACAUCACACACGUCAAAUGCUCAGGCACUAUCCGCAAAUAAAGGAGAUCAAUCCGUCACCCAAGGAUCGUCACCGCACCCCUGGUCGACGACAUUGGCGACCGCUGACAGUGAAGCAAUUCCUGACUCGCCUCCAUCUUCUUCUCCUGCGAAUGGCAAUAACUCGGUCGUCGUGGAGAAUCCGUCAGCGUUGGCUAGUCAUGGCCCGCCUCCUCCCGUUCCUGCUCCCUACAUUCCGCCGGCGUACUCAAACCCUCCUUUUAACACACACCUCUUUGUUAAGGCACUUGAGAAGACGUUCCCAACGCAAACUGCUAGGAGCUUGAUGCGUGCUACACGUGCGCUGCUGGUUGAUCGCAUAGGGCGGGUGCGGCGGGAAGCGCUGACAACGAAGGACCUCGAAAAUCAAGCUUAUCUGUUCCGGGCAGCCAUCUCUGAGAUGCGCGCCGAAGUAUCCGUUCGACUUCGAAACGAAUCCAGCAAAAUUCAGACUUCAAACGCGGCCCUUCGCCGCGAGAUCGAUCGACUGGACACAAGAAUUAGGGAGAAUGUUGGCCAAUUGAAGCAUGAGAUCCAGAUGGAACUUGAUAGUCGCAAGCACGAGGCUCGAUCAGAGCUCAAGCAGCAAGAUAUCAUAAUUGAGGGCAUGCUGAACAAACAUCUUGUCUCCCUCGGUGAAGCACGAUCCCUGAUGGAAGAGAUUCGUUGGGAUAACCUUAGAAGAUCAGUGUUGACACUUUCCGCCUUCCUUGUCGUCAUUCUCGUUGCAAUGGAACUACGGCCCAAGCCCAAGCCUGCGUCAACGGAGAAGCCUGUAGAAACGAGACAUCCUGAAUCAGAGGGACUGGAAGAGAUGCAAGGAUAUACAUAG